AUGCACUUACCGGCAGGUGAAACGUUCCUUCUGGCAAGAGACCUUGCAGGUCGUGACCACGAAGAUGCAGACAAGGAAGACUAUCACGACGUCAUUCCUUACAUGAUGGUUGGCGCUGUCGUGAUUGCGGUGGUGGUCCUGUACAACUUGUUCAGACGUUGGGCCCGCGCACGAGCGACGCGGGCAAACACAUCGAUCGAGGGACACCAGCGCAUUGGCCAAAGAGGCAGUGAAGAUUCAACUUACUCGAGGCCUUCUGCAGAACAAGCAGCGAGAAUCCACCGCCAAUCAAAAUCAAAGCCGAUCGCAAACCUCAGUGCGAAGGAGAUUGAUGAAAUCGCACCGAAAAGGCGGUACGCCGACAGUGACGGUAGGAAUGGCAUGGACCUCCCGAAGUUCCCAUCUUUGGACUGCCCAAUCCGGCCACCCUGUCCUGCUGUCCUCGCACCCAAAAAGCAAGAUGAGCAUAAGGUGUCACUGGGCAAAGAGUGGGUUGAAGAUAUCGAAGAUCCCACUCGCAUCUCUGCCGCCGUUCGAGGAGAGUUGCCGGACCUAUUGUUUGAUUGCAGCAUCUGUUUGGAAUUCUUCCAACCUGAGGAUGUUGUCCGCGAAACUCCUUGCGGGCACGUUUUCCAUGCCCGAUGCUUGGAGUGGUGGCUGGGGAAAUAUCGUGCUCGAUGUCCACUGGAUCAAAUGGAGCUGAAGGGCAGGUCGAAGCGGCAGACGACCAUGACAGAAGAAAAGCAGUGCUCACGUAGAGGUUUACCCCUGUGUUAG
Messenger RNA from Cladophialophora yegresii CBS 114405, 777 nucleotides. RefSeq lists its product as uncharacterized. The transcript is spliced from 2 exons. The record is from RefSeq and is a predicted model, not a curated record. NCBI's taxonomy places the organism in Eukaryota, Fungi, Ascomycota, Eurotiomycetes, Chaetothyriales, Herpotrichiellaceae. The coding region runs from base 1 to 777 and encodes 258 amino acids.